This is a messenger RNA of Drosophila obscura, 1837 nucleotides long. RefSeq names its product achaete-scute complex protein T8 (gene ase). The record is from RefSeq and is a predicted model, not a curated record. Gene Ontology annotation, biological process: neuron differentiation; regulation of neurogenesis; positive regulation of transcription by RNA polymerase II. Lineage: Eukaryota; Metazoa; Arthropoda; Insecta; Diptera; Drosophilidae. Gene Ontology annotation, cellular component: RNA polymerase II transcription regulator complex. Gene Ontology annotation, molecular function: DNA-binding transcription factor activity, RNA polymerase II-specific; protein dimerization activity; RNA polymerase II transcription regulatory region sequence-specific DNA binding.
GAGGAGCAGCAGUUGCCGCCAAACACUCGCCCAGGAAGCAACAAAGUGCCACUGCAGUACCAGCGCCCAGUACUCCCAGUCCACUAAAAAGUUAACCAACAGCUUCCAACCAAAUGGCUGCCCUCAGCUUCAGCCCCUCACCGCCGCCGCAGACAACGGCCAAGUCGACGAGUGGCAGCUCAUCGGCUGCCUCCAAGGAGAACAGCAUACAGCCACUGGGCGCCAGCAAGCCAUUCGGCAAGAUCACCGUACACAAUGUGCUCAGCGAGAGCGGGGCCAAUGCCCUGCAGCAGCACAUCGCCAACCAGAACACGAUCAUCCGCAAGAUCCGGGACUUUGGCAUGCUCGGGGCAGUGCAGAGUGCCGCCGCCUCAGCCACAACAAAUUCGGGCACUUUGGGCCCACGCAAGCGGCCGCUAGGCGAGUCCAAGCAGAACUCCCAGAACUCCCAGAACAGUCUGAUCGGGCCGAGCAAACCGCCGGCCGGGGGCAGUGCCAAACGCAGCAAGCUGAGCAAGAAGAGCCAGGAGAAGGUGGCCAAGACGGCGAGCAGCAAUCCAGCGGCGGCGGCGGCGGCAGCGGCAGCGGGCACGCCCGGACGCAAGGGUCUGCCCAUGCCGCAGGCGGUGGCGCGUCGCAAUGCGCGUGAACGGAAUCGCGUCAAGCAGGUGAACAAUGGAUUCGCGCUGCUCAGGGAGCGCAUACCCGAGGAGGUGUCCGAGGCCUUUGAGGCGCAGGGCGCCGGCCGGGGUGCCAGCAAGAAGCUGUCCAAGGUGGAGACGCUGCGCAUGGCCGUCGAGUAUAUCCGGAGUCUGGAGAAGCUGCUGGGCUUCGAUUUUCCGCCGCUGGGCUUCCAUGCGAACAGCUCGAGCAGCGGCGACGACAGCUUCAUGUUCAUCAAGGACGAGUUCGAUGGCCUGGACGAGCACUUUGAUGAUUCGCUCAGCAACUACGAGAUGGAGGAGCCGCCAGCCGUUGCAGGAGCCACCAGCCAGACGUUGCAGGAGCAGUCGCAGGAGCAGGAGCAGCCAGAGCAGCCAACUCAGAGCAACAGCAAUGACCUGCUGCCCUGUGUGACGACCCUCAAUGGGCUGCAGUACUUGAGGAUACCGGGAACGAACACCUACCAGCUGGUGACCCCCGAUAUGCUGGGCAGCAGCUCCAGCCUGGAUGGGGGGAUCACUGCCCGAAGCGGUUCGAACUUAUCGCGAUCGCCCGUGCCACCAUCAGCUGCAGAGGCAGGGGCAGCCACCACAAGCAGUCCUUGCACAUCCCCAAUACAGCGAGGCAGUUCAUCAAUGCCUCAACCAGCGAGCGGCAAUGCGCCCGAAACAGUUUCAGCUUCAGUUUCACCUGUCGCCGUUGCUAAUGAACUCCUGUUGCAGGCGUGUGCCGCCCAGCUGCAGCAGCAACUGAUCAAACAGGAAUACGCCAACAGCAGGGCCAACACCAACACCAACACGCAACACGAAUGGAGCUCACCGACAACAUCCCUGAACUACUCACAGGAGCAGGCCCAAAUGCUGUGCUCGCCCAUACUGCCCGCCUUCUACGACCAGGAGCCCGUCAGCUUCUACGACAAUGUGGUGGUGGGGCUGCCCAGCUUCAAGAAGGAAUUCAACGAUAUGCUGCACCAGGAGGCAGCGGCUGGCACGGCAGUCGGAUCAGUGGGCGGUGGCUGUCUCUCCGACGAGAGCAUGAUCGAUGCCAUUGACUGGUGGGAGGCGCACACGCCCAAAUCGGAGACGGGACCGACAUCCCACUCCAACGACACAUCAGCAGUGCUCAUGUGAUCCGAAUCGAAUCGGAUCGGAAUAUAUAUAUCUGUAUAGCUAUA